GUGGGAUAGAGACACUAGUAAAGCGCGACAGUUCGCAGUGCUGUCAUUCGUAGCAAGUUCCUCGGUCACGUACCGACACACGAGUACGAGGGAAUCUCUGUGCGCAUGAUAUAUUAAGAACACGGUUCUGUUCAUAUUGAGCGACGAGGGUUUUGUUUGAUUACACGAAGAUCUAGAUUCUGGAAGAGAUGUCAUGCUUCUGUCUGAUUUGAUAAUCUGUGCUAGAGAGACGAGUUGUCAGCUCAGUAUUUAUCGAUACACCUGUCGAGUCCUUGGUCUUCCUCGGUUUAUCAACAUUAUCGACACAACUAUUCAUUCUCUGUUCUUGAGAGCUAAUAUAGUCUAUCUACUUCAAUCCUAUUCUGUCCGCAUCAGGUGAAUCUCAGGGAAGUCUACUUCUCUGAGGUUCGUUUUGCCCCUUCUAGUUCAUUGUGUAGUUUGUACUAAUUCUACUUGCUAGCCCGUUGCCACUGCAAGAAUCGCAUCGCUCGAUUUUAGCAGGAGCUCUAGUAAGUACUAUUUCAGUUGUGAACUAGAACGGUUUUUUUUUAGAUGUAAGUAGUGGGUUUGAUUGAUGUGUGUAUAAGAACUGCGUGGACAAUAACAUCGCGUUUCAUCUUCUUCGAGGGCUUCAACACGUUUAACUCAAAUUGAAACCCCCACUAUUCUAUGGAAGUAGGAUUUUCUUUAUCGACUUAGAGGAAAAGUUGUGACAACAUCACUAUUUUUUCGUUCCGAGUUCGUGUAAGAAAGAACACCACUAUUUUUGAUCAUUUUGUUUAAUGGAAAAGUGGUGACAACAUCACUAUUUUUUCGGUCCUAGUUCGUGUAAGAAAGAACACCAGUAUUUUUGAUCAUUUUGUUUCAACGGACUAAGAAGACGUUUCGUGUAAAUACAAAAUUUUCAACAUCCAAGAGUUGUAGUUGACGAUAGUUACUCUUACUGUUUGGUAGUCCCUCUGAGGCUACGGACGGUCGCCCGAGGAUACAGGUCACACUGUGGACGGCGAGCCAAUUCCUAUCCUAAGCGCACUUGGAAUUUUCCGCAAGGCCUAGUUCCAUUCUUAGUUGUAGAAGUUCUACUCCUAGUUUUUAUAGCAACAUACCACUAGGAUGUCACCUCCCGCCCCUACUGUCCUCUCUGUGGCGGGUCUUCAUGACUGGCGCCAUGCCUUAGAGCAUGAUGGGGAAGAAGCCACAAAAAAUGCUAACCAAGAAAAUGCUAACAAUGCUACUGACGCAAGCCAGUUCCCAGCCAGAAAGCACAGUAAGUCUAAGCGCAAUUCGUUUGGCGAUACCUUCCGCAACUAUGAGGAGUCCAAGCGACAAGAAAUUGUGGCAAGGACGUACCGACUCCAACAUACCAACCAGACUGUGGCAUUCGUGAGGAAAAUGCAGGAAAAGUGGCUUGCGUUCGACAAAGGAGAAUACACGAUCAUGGAGAUGAUUGAUUUGCUGGAUUUAUGAAGACGUCGAGUUCUACUAGUAGUAGUUGAUGAAUCUAAAUGUAAAGGUAUACUAUAGGUAUUCCUACAUCAGUAUAGAGGUAUACCUAUAGCAGGUAUUUCUACAGUAUGGGUAUACGUAGAUCUUCUUGUACUGUCGGCGAGUGUGUGUGUGAAUUAUGGCAACAACAGCCUGCACAGCUCCUCUCUAGAAAAAAUAUCGAGAGUCGAAUUCGAGAUUUUUUGUCUAAUCUCCACACUGAUCGACGACAGUGAUCCGGACAACGAUUUGCCCAACAGUAUCCACGACUUCCAAACCGCAGAGAGGAUCCGAGCGAAAUACCCUGAGGCCGAAUACGACUGGUUCCAUCUGAUCGGCUUGCUGCACGACAUUGGCAAGGUGUUGGCUCUUCCUCAAGUAGCCGGUGCUGACAACGUCCUUCCGCAAUGGGCAGUCGUCGGCGACACCUUUCCAGUAGGGUGCCAACCCGCACCAGAAAUCGUUUUUGGGGUGGAAAGUUUUGCGGAGAAUCCGGAUUUUUUUGUUCAAGGUGCUGCAGAGGAGGUAAAAAUUAGCAGAGAAAAUACUAUAUCAACUGCAGCGGCUACUUCCGAAAAUGAGGACGUCAGCAAGGACACAUCAACCAUGAUCACAACUGACGGUCCCUACAACACCUCUUUGGGCAUGUACACGAAGAAUUGCGGUCUGGAUGCACUACUGUUAUGGUGAAUGAUUUCAAUCUGUACAUUUACUGUUCGUGAAUCUCUUGCGCAGUAAAGAAUCUCCUCGGAAUCUAAUUCAAUGUGAAGAUUCUUGUUUCUUCCCGUGGUUUUUAUUCGCCAUUUCAUUGCCUCCUCACUCUAAUCUGCAUGUCCUGGGGUCACGACGAGUACAUGUACCAGGUCCUAAAAGCCAACAAUUGCACCCUGCCGAAAAAGGGCCUAGACAUGAUCCGCUACCACAGCUUUUAUCCAUGGCACGAGAAGCGAGCUUACACGCACUUGGAGUCGGUCGAAGAUAGGGAGGAGACGUUGCCAUGGGUCCGGGAAUUCAACACGUUCGAUCUCUACAGUAAAGCCGAUUCCUUGCCGGAUGUGGAAAAGCUGAAGCCCUACUACCAACGGUUGUUGAAAAAGUACAACAUUGGGGGCAAGAUAAAAUGGUGAGAAAAUGACAUUGUGGAAGCGCGGUCGGAGGGGCAUCAACUAUAUAGUAAAUACUUGAGUACUUUCAACUGUUAUGGAUUUUUUCUUGCUUCUUGUCCUCAAUCAAUAUGAUUGGGAUACUGUAGUUUGUAGCCAAAAUACAGCGUCAAUAGAUUUAGAUUUACUCCAAAUUUUUUUGAUACAAAAUGACCACUGAAUCUAUCAUCCUCAUCUUCCACAAUACUUUUCGACAGUGCUGGUCGCAUAUUCUCAACUUCGAAUGCAAUGUUCAUCAUGUGUAAAAAAUAGGCGACAUAUUUAUUGUAAACAGAUAUGAGCAUCCAUAUCUUUCUUAAGCAUCAUGUGAAGUUAGCGUAGUUGUGCUUCACUUUAGUAGUAUGCGAUAUAUGUGUUUGGUGUUGUGGUCAAUUCGUGAGUCCUCCAAUAUCGACGUGCGUACUUCGUGUAGAACUUCAUCCGGUUCUUGUGACAUUUUGUUUGAAAUAGUAGAUCUAGACAUAUUGUUUCUGCAAUUUAUUCCUCGUUGGCUUACAAGUUCUACUCUUUUGUGGGAUCUUGUCACAUCGAUUCAUCCUGCCGGUAGGUGCAGCAAACCUAUUUAGGAUGCACAGAAUAGAAUAACCUUGUUGAGUCUCUAGCAAUUCGCGUCCUCUGAGAUAGCACGACGUACUAGUGGUCAUACACUUCGAAAUAGGCCAGCGAAGUCGCUUAGCGGCCAAGAAGGAAGUGUAAGAACAGUAAAUAUUCUGCUAAGAGAUAGCUCAGGGUUGUUACAGGGAAUUGUUUAGGAGCCUUAAGGUACCACGGCAGAGAAGUUGCUACUUCAUACUUGAACAGUUUGUCACCUGUGUUCAAGGCAUAGAAAUUGGAAUUUGUUCACUCGUCCACGUUCUUCCGGACGGAGACUCCUCUCCAUGGCGAACGAGGAUGUCUUGCCUGUAUUCGCUGCCAUUAUCUACAAGCCAAGUAGGUCGUUUCCGUUUGUAUGUAGUACGGGUACCCCGCUGGGACCAGAAUGAAUUUCCAAUGAAGUAGCGAUCAACAACCUAUUGGCGCCAGAAAAAUGUUCCUCGGAGGUCAUGAUCCUCGAGAAGUCAGUGAUCGUUCUGAAUCUGGAAUGUGAAAUUUUGUGACCUCAGCAUCUUGAUCAUCAGCAGCUUCCUUGAGGUUCUUUCAAGAAAU
Amoebophrya sp. A25 is the source of this 3794-nucleotide messenger RNA. NCBI's taxonomy places the organism in Eukaryota, Dinophyceae, Syndiniales, Amoebophryaceae. The record is from the annotation of a GenBank genome assembly.